UCCGCUUGACCCGGAAGUGGCGUUCCGAGGCCUAACCCGGUGCGCGGCGGCGGCGGCGCGGCCUCCAGCCCGGCCUAGCCAUGGCGGAUGUCACCGCCCGGAGCCUGCAGUACGAAUACAAGGCGAAUUCCAACCUCGUCCUCCAAGCCGAUCGCUCGCUGAUCGACCGGACGCGGCGGGAUGAACCCACUGGAGAAGUCCUGUCCCUGGUGGGCAAACUGGACGGGACCCGCAUGGGGGACAAGGCCCAGAGAACCAAACCCCAGAUGCAGGAGGAGAGACGAGCCAAGCGAAGGAAGCGUGACGAGGACAGGCACGACAUCAACAAGAUGAAGGGUUACACCCUGCUCUCCGAGGGCAUCGACGAGAUGGUGGGCAUCAUCUACAAACCCAAAACCAAGGAGACCCGCGAGACCUACGAGGUGCUGCUGAGCUUCAUCCAGGCGGCUCUCGGGGACCAGCCCCGUGACAUCCUCUGUGGAGCUGCUGACGAGGUGUUGGCCGUCCUGAAGAACGAGAAGCUGCGGGAUAAGGAGAGGCGGAAGGAGAUCGAUCUGCUGCUGGGCCAGACGGACGAUACCCGCUACCACGUGCUGGUCAACCUGGGCAAGAAGAUCACAGAUUACGGAGGAGACAAGGAAAUCCAGAACAUGGAUGACAACAUCGAUGAGACCUACGGGGUGAACGUGCAGUUCGAGUCCGAUGAGGAGGAAGGUGACGAGGACAUUUACGGCGAAGUGCGCGAUGAGGCGUCCGAUGACGACAUGGAGGGAGACGAAGCCGUUGUCCGCUGCACCCUCUCGGCCAACCUUGUGGCUUCUGGGGAGCUGAUGAGUUCCAAGAAGAAGGACCUGCAUCCUCGAGACAUUGAUGCCUUUUGGCUGCAGCGGCAGCUGAGCCGCUUCUACGACGACGCCAUCGUGUCCCAGAAGAAGGCGGACGAAGUGCUGGAGAUCCUGAAGACGGCAAGCGAUGACCGGGAAUGUGAGAACCAGCUCGUUCUGCUCCUGGGCUUUAACACCUUCGACUUCAUUAAAGUCCUGCGGCAGCACCGGAUGAUGAUCCUUUACUGCACUUUGCUGGCCAGUGCCCAAAGCGAAGCUGAAAAAGAAAGGAUCAUGGGGAAGAUGGAAGCGGAUCCCGAGCUCUCCAAGUUCUUGUAUCAGCUGCACGAGACGGAGAAGGAGGAUCUCAUCCGGGAGGAACGCUCUCGCCGGGAGCGCGUCCGUCAGUCCCGGAUGGACACUGAUUUGGAGACCAUGGAUCUGGACCAAGGAGGAGAGGCACUGGCUCCUCGGCAGGUGCUGGACCUGGAGGAUCUGGUCUUUGCCCAAGGUAGUCACUUCAUGGCCAACAAGCGGUGCCAGCUCCCCGAUGGCUCCUUCCGCAGGCAGCGCAAGGGCUACGAGGAGGUGCACGUGCCAGCCCUGAAACCCAAGCCUUUUGGUGCUGAAGAGAUGGAGAUUGAUGACAAGUGGUGUCCCUCAGGGACACCUGCACUGCUCAGUGUCAUCAUCAAUGACACAGACAGUGGGAUUAAGGGCACCCUCAGCACGUCUGCAGGUGAUACUAAGCUGAGUAGUGUGGGUGACACGCCUGAGGGACGGGAUGCCAUCCAGAGGGACUUGGACAGGGUGGAGAAGUGGGUCUAUGUGAACCUCAUGAGGUUCAACAAGGCCAAGUGUGAGGUGCUGGUGUUCGUUCACUCCAGGAAGGAGACUGGGAAGACAGCCCGGGCCAUCAGGGACAUGUGCCUGGAGAAAGACACCCUGGGGCUCUUCUUGAGGGAGGGCUCAGCCUCCACCGAGGUGCUGAGGACCGAAGCCGAGCAGUGCAAGAACCUGGAGCUGAAGGAUCUCCUUCCCUACGGCUUCGCCAUCCACCACGCCGGGAUGACGCGCGUGGACCGGACGCUGGUGGAGGAUCUGUUUGCUGACAAGCACAUCCAGGUGCUGGUCUCCACAGCCACGCUGGCCUGGGGCGUGAACCUCCCCGCUCACACCGUCAUCAUCAAGGGGACACAGGUCUACAGCCCCGAGAAGGGCCGUUGGACCGAGCUGGGGGCUCUGGACAUCCUGCAGAUGCUGGGCCGUGCAGGGAGGCCGCAGUACGAUACCAAAGGAGAGGGGAUCCUCAUCACGUCCCACGGCGAGCUCCAGUAUUACCUCUCCCUGCUCAACCAGCAGCUCCCCAUCGAGAGCCAGAUGGUGUCGAAGCUCCCAGACAUGCUCAACGCCGAGACCGUGCUCGGCAACGUCCAGAACGCAAAGGACGCGGUGAACUGGUUGGGUUACACCUACCUCUACAUCCGAAUGCUGCGCUCCCCAACCCUCUACGGCAUCUCCCACGACGAUCUGAAGGGGGAUCCCCUGCUGGACCAGCGCCGCCUGGACCUGGUCCACACGGCGGCCCUCAUGUUGGACAAGAACAACCUGGUCAAGUACGACAAGAAGACGGGCAACUUCCAGGUGACGGAGCUGGGUCGCAUCGCCAGCCACUACUACAUCACCAACGAGACCAUGCAGACUUACAACCAGCUCCUCAAACCCACCCUGAGUGAAAUCGAGCUGUUUCGGGUCUUCUCCCUCUCCUCGGAGUUCCGGAAUAUCACCGUGAGGGAGGAGGAGAAGCUUGAGCUUCAGAAGUUGCUGGAGAGAGUUCCCAUCCCCGUGAAGGAGAGCAUAGAGGAGCCCAGCGCCAAGAUCAACGUCCUCCUCCAGGCUUUCAUCUCCCAGCUGAAGCUGGAAGGGUUUGCUCUCAUGGCAGACAUGGUCUACGUUACCCAGUCUGCCGGGAGGCUCAUGCGGGCCAUCUUUGAGAUUGUCCUCAACCGUGGCUGGGCCCAACUCACCGACAAGACCCUCAACCUCUGCAAGAUGAUCGACAAACGGAUGUGGCAGUCCAUGUGCCCCUUGCGCCAGUUCAAGAAGCUGCCUGAGGAAGUGGUGAAGAAAAUUGAGAAGAAGAAUUUCCCCUUUGAGCGACUCUACGACUUGAACCACAACGAGAUAGGAGAACUGAUCCGAAUGCCCAAAAUGGGCAAAACCAUCCACAAAUACGUUCAUCUGUUUCCAAAGCUGGAGCUCUCGGUCCAUUUGCAGCCCAUCACUCGUUCCACCCUCAAAGUAGAGCUCACCAUUGCCCCUGACUUCCAGUGGGACGAGAAGGUCCAUGGAUCAUCUGAAGCUUUCUGGAUCCUGGUGGAGGACGUGGACAGCGAGGUCAUCCUGCACCACGAGUAUUUCCUGCUGAAGGCCAAGUAUGCCCAGGACGAGCACCUCGUCACCUUCUUCGUGCCCGUCUUCGAGCCGCUGCCCCCCCAGUACUUCAUCCGGGUGGUCUCCGACCGCUGGCUCUCCUGUGAGACCCAGCUCCCCGUUUCCUUCCGCCACCUCAUCCUCCCGGAGAAAUACCCUCCUCCCACCGAGCUGCUGGACCUGCAGCCCCUGCCCGUCUCUGCUCUGCGGAACAGCGCCUUCGAGAGCCUCUACCAGGACAAAUUCCCUUUCUUCAACCCAAUCCAGACCCAGGUCUUUAACACGGUUUAUAACAGCGACGACAACGUCUUCGUGGGGGCCCCCACGGGCAGCGGGAAGACCAUCUGCGCCGAGUUUGCCAUCCUGAGGAUGUUGCUGCAGAACUCGGAGGGUCGCUGCGUCUACAUCACCCCCAUGGAGGCCCUGGCAGAGCAGGUUUUCAUGGACUGGUACGAGAAAUUCCAGGAACGUCUCAAUAAGAAGGUGGUUUUGCUGACGGGGGAGACCAGCACCGACCUGAAGCUGUUGGGCAAAGGGAACAUCAUCAUCAGCACCCCUGAGAAAUGGGACAUCCUCUCACGACGUUGGAAACAACGCAAGAACGUCCAGAACGUCAACCUCUUCAUCGUGGACGAAGUGCAUCUCAUCGGGGGCGAAAACGGGCCCGUGCUGGAGGUCAUCUGCUCCCGCAUGCGCUACAUCUCCUCCCAAAUCGAGCGUCCCAUCCGCAUCGUGGCCCUCAGCUCCUCCCUCUCCAACGCCAAGGACGUUGCUCACUGGCUGGGCUGUAGUGCCACCUCCACCUUCAACUUCCACCCCAACGUCCGCCCCGUGCCCUUGGAGCUCCACAUUCAGGGCUUCAACAUCAGCCACACGCAGACCCGCCUGCUCUCCAUGGCCAAGCCCGUCUACCACGCCAUCAUGAAGCAUUCCCCCAAGAAGCCCGUCAUCGUUUUCGUCCCGUCCCGCAAGCAGACGCGGCUCACGGCCAUCAACAUCCUCACCACCUGCGCCUCGGACGUCCAGAGACAAAGGUUCCUGCACUGCGCCGAGAAGGACCUGGUUCCCUACCUGGACAAGCUCAACGACAACACUCUGAAGGAAACUCUGGUGAACGGGGUGGGCUACCUGCACGAGGGGCUGACAGCCAUGGAGCGGCGUGUGGUGGAGCAGCUUUUCAGCUCAGGUGCGGUUCAGGUGAUGGUGGCCUCCCGUAGCCUCUGCUGGGGCAUGAACAUCGCUGCUCACCUGGUGAUCAUCAUGGACACGCAGUACUACAACGGCAAGAUCCACGCGUACGUGGAUUACCCCAUCUAUGAUGUCCUGCAGAUGGUGGGCCACGCCAACCGCCCGCUGCAGGACGACGAGGGCCGUUGUGUCAUCAUGUGCCAGGGAUCCAAGAAGGAUUUCUUCAAGAAGUUCCUGUACGAGCCCCUGCCGGUGGAGUCGCACUUGGACCACUGCAUGCACGAUCACUUCAACGCCGAGAUCGUCACCAAAACCAUCGAGAACAAGCAGGACGCGGUGGAUUAUCUCACCUGGACCUUCCUCUACCGCAGGAUGACCCAGAAUCCCAACUACUACAACCUUCAAGGUGUGUCCCACCGGCAUCUCUCGGAUCACCUCUCGGAGCUGGUGGAGCAAACCCUGAGCGACCUGGAACAAUCCAAGUGCAUCAGCAUCGAGGACGAGAUGGACGUGGCUCCUCUCAACCUGGGGAUGAUCGCUGCCUACUACUACAUCAACUACACCACCAUCGAGCUCUUCAGCAUGUCCCUCAACGCCAAGACCAAGGUGCGAGGCCUGAUUGAAAUCAUCUCCAACGCUGCCGAGUACGAGAACAUCCCCAUCAGGCACCACGAGGACAACUUGCUGCGGCAGCUGGCCCAAAAAGUCCCCCACAAGUUGACCAACCCCAAAUUCAACGAUCCCCACGUCAAGACCAACCUCCUGCUGCAGGCUCACUUGUCCCGCAUGCAGCUGAGCGCCGAGCUGCAGUCCGACACCGAGGAGAUCCUCAGCAAGGCCAUCAGGCUCAUCCAGGCUUGCGUGGACGUCUUGUCCAGCAACGGGUGGCUCAGCCCGGCGUUGGCCGCCAUGGAGCUGGCUCAGAUGGUGACCCAGGCCAUGUGGUCCAAGGAUUCCUACCUCAAGCAGCUCCCUCACUUCACCUCCGAGCACAUCAAGCGCUGCACGGACAAGGGGGUGGAGAGCGUUUUUGACAUCAUGGAGAUGGAGGAUGAGGAGAGGAACGCCCUGCUGCAGCUCUCGGACGCUCAAAUCGCCGACGUGGCUCGAUUCUGUAACCGUUACCCCAACAUCGAGCUCUCCUACGAGGUGGUGGAGAAGGAGAGCAUCCGCAGCGGUGGGCCCGUGGUGGUGCUGGUGCAGCUGGAGCGUGAAGAGGAGGUCACCGGACCUGUCAUCGCUCCCCUUUUCCCCCAGAAACGCGAGGAGGGUUGGUGGGUGGUGAUCGGCGACUCCAAAUCCAACAGCCUCAUCUCCAUCAAGCGCUUGACGCUGCAGCAGAAAGCCAAGGUGAAGCUGGAUUUCGUAGCCCCGGCCACGGGGACGCACAAUUACACCCUCUACUUCAUGAGCGACGCCUACAUGGGCUGCGACCAGGAGUACAAAUUCAGCGUCGACGUCAAGGAGGCGGAAAGUGACAGCGAUUCCGACUGAGGGGAGAAACCCAACACACCCCCCCCC
This is a messenger RNA of Calidris pugnax (ruff), 5966 nucleotides long. RefSeq names its product small nuclear ribonucleoprotein, U5 200kDa subunit (gene SNRNP200). NCBI's taxonomy places the organism in Eukaryota, Metazoa, Chordata, Aves, Charadriiformes, Scolopacidae. Gene Ontology annotation, molecular function: ATP binding; nucleic acid binding. The record is from RefSeq and is a predicted model, not a curated record. The transcript has 41 exons. Bases 81 to 5939 code for a protein of 1952 amino acids. Gene Ontology annotation, cellular component: nucleus.